Molecule: messenger RNA, 3845 nt
Organism: Quercus robur (English oak)
Lineage: Eukaryota; Viridiplantae; Streptophyta; Magnoliopsida; Fagales; Fagaceae
Product: calmodulin-binding transcription activator 3-like
Exons: 13
Coding region: 384-3683 (1099 amino acids)
Biological process (GO): regulation of transcription by RNA polymerase II
Cellular component (GO): nucleus
Molecular function (GO): protein binding; double-stranded DNA binding; transcription coregulator activity
Source: RefSeq, a predicted model, not a curated record
UUUUGUUGUUUUUACUCUUUUUAUAAUUUAUUAUAGUACAGUAUGAAUUCCACUUCGGCUGCCAACUCCUAUUUCCUCCGUAGGUUCCUUUCUAAAAAUUCUAUACUCUCUCAAAUCUCUCUCUAUCCCUCUCAAACCUCUCUACUAGAAUCUUAAAACUUUGUCAAAAUUGUUGACACAAUCUUUUGUCAAUCAAACACAAACACGCUUUCUCUUCUCAAUUCAACUCUUUAUCCCUCUUCAAAUCAGACAAACGACUUUUAUACAUAUACCUUAUCCCCUUUUCAAUUCAAAGAGUUGUGUAUCUGUUAGAAAUAGUAGUGUUUGUGAAGACUGGUUUUUUGUGUGUGAUGAGUUGAGGCUGAGUGACCCAGAAAGAGUUCAUGGCGGAAAGCAGGCGCUACGUUCUUGGUAACCAACUAGAUAUUGAGCAAAUACUCAUAGAAGCACAAAGUCGAUGGCUACGUCCAGCAGAAAUUUGUGAAAUUCUUCGAAACUAUAAGAACUUUCGUAUUGCUCCAGAACCUGCAAACAUGCCACCAAAUGGUUCACUUUUUCUUUUCGAUCGGAAGGUUCUGAGAUACUUCAGAAAAGAUGGCCAUAAUUGGAGGAAGAAAAAGGAUGGAAAGACAGUAAAGGAAGCUCAUGAGAGGCUCAAGGCUGGAAGCAUUGAUGUGUUGCACUGCUACUAUGCCCAUGGAGAAGACAAUGAAAAUUUUCAAAGACGCAGUUAUUGGUUACUCGAAGAGGAGCUCUCACACAUAGUGCUUGUCCACUAUCGGGAAGUAAAGGGAAAUAGGGCAAGUUGUAACCGCAUUAAAGAGACUGAAGAAGCUGUUCCCUAUUCCCAAGAAACUGAACCCAAUUCUGAGAUAGAUAGCUCUGGGUCCUCUUGCUUUCAUCCGAAUAAUAACCAAAUAACUUCACAAAAUACAGAUACAACAAGCCUCAACAGUAGUGCUCAGGCAUCAGAAUAUGAGGAUGCUGAAUCAGCCUGCAAUUACCAAACAAGUUCUGGAUUCCAUUCUCUCUUUGAAUUACAACAGCCCAUGGUGGAGAAGAUUAAUGCCGAACUCACUGAUCCUUAUUUUCCUGGACCAAUUUCAGAUGAUUAUCAAGGAAAAUUUUCAACCAUAUCGGGAGUGGAUUUUGCUUCACUUACUCAAGCAGAUAAGGCGAAAGACGGCAACAAUGCUGCACUAAAAAUCCUUGAUUUUCCAUUGUGGGAGGAUGUCUUGGGAAAUAAUACUUCUGGCACUCAAGCUGUGACUUUUGAUCCAUCAUUUUUGGAAACAAAACCUGAUACCACUGGAGUCCUUUCUAAACAAGAAAACCCAAUACUGGGGCAGCAUUUCACUAGCAACUUAGGUGAGAAGCGGGAGAUUGGAAGUCACUCUCAGGCCCAAAAAGAAUGGCAGGCUUCUGAAGGCAAAUGGCACUUGGAUCAGAAUGUGCAUGCAGAAUCAGUGUAUGGUGUCACUUCUAGGUUUAAUGAACAAGAUGGUAAUUGGGUCAAACUACUCAAUUCUCGGGAGCCUUUCCUUCCAAAGACUGAUAAGCAAGAUAAUGAUCCUAUUCAAAGUAACCUUCAAGUACAGCUUUCAGAUGCAGAUCAUGGAUAUUAUCUGAAAUCAAAUCCAGAGAUCAAUAUGGCCCUAGAGGGAAAACCCAACUCCUCGUUCACUAUAAAGAAAACUCAGUUAGAUGGCUCUCUAAGGGAAGAAAAUCUGAAGAAGCUUGACAGUUUCAACCGAUGGAUGAGCAAGGAACUUGGAGACGUAAAUGAGUCACAUACGCAGUCCAGUUCUGAGGUCUAUUGGGAUACUGUUGAAAGUGAAAAUAGAGCUGAUGAGUCCAAUAUUUCUCCUCAAGUGCACUUGGAUAACUAUACUCUUGGUCCCUCUCUAUCCCAGGACCAGCUUUUCAGUAUUAUUGAUUUCUCACCAAAUUGGGCAUACGAGGGCUCAAAAGUUAAGGUCCUGAUUACUGGAAGGUUCUUGAAGAGUCAGCAAGAAAUAGAAAAUUGCAAGUGGUCCUGUAUGUUUGGGGAAGUGGAAGUUCCUGCUGAGGUUAUAGCAGAUGGUGUUAUACGAUGUCAUACUCCAGUACAUAAGGCUGCAAGGGUUCCUUUUUAUGUGACUUGUUCCAAUAGGGUAGCGUGUAGUGAAGUGCGAGAAUUUGAGUACCGAGUCAGCCUUAUUAAAGAUGUGGAUAUUAUAGAUUAUAGUGACAACACAAAUGAUGAACUUCUUAUUCGAUUUAAAAAUUUUUUGUCUUUGACCUCUGCCGGCCCUCUGUCUACUGAUUCUGUCAUUGGAAGUGAGAAAUCCCAAGUAAGCAGUAAAAUCAGUUCAUUGCUAGAAGGGGACAAUGAUGAAUGGGAUCAAAUGUUAAAGCUUGCUUCUGAGAAGGAUUUCUCUCCUGAAAAAGUACAGGACAAGCUUCUUGAAAAGCUACUGAAAGAGAAGUUGCAUGUAUGGCUCCUGCAGAAAGCAGCAGAAGAUGGAAAAGGCCCUUCUGUUGUAGAUGAGGAUGGCCAAGGUGUACUGCAUUUUGCAGCUGCUCUUGGCUAUGAUUGGGCCCUAGAACCAACAAUUAUUGCAGGUGUUAGUGUCAAUUUCCGUGAUGUGAAUGGAUGGACUGCACUUCAUUGGGCGGCAUUUUGUGGCAGAGAGCGAACAGUUGCUUCCCUUGUCUCUCUUGGUGCGGCUCCUGGUGCAUUAACUGAUCCAAGUCCCAAAUAUCCUUCAGGCAGAACAGCUGCUGACCUAGCUUCUGCCAAUGGACACAAAGGAAUUGCUGGUUAUCUUGCAGAAUCUCAUCUGAGUACCCACCUUUCAUCUCUUAAGUUGGACACCGGGGAAGGUGAUGUGGCAGAGAUUUCUGGGGCUAAAGCAGUACAAAAAGUUUCAGAACGAAGUGCAACUCCAGUCAGUGAUGGGGAUUUACCAUAUGGAUUAUCAUUGAAGGAUUCACUAGCUGCUGUCUGUAAUGCCACCCAAACUUUUGCUCGUAUUUAUCAAGUUUUCAGGGUGGAGUCCUUCAAUAAAAAGCAGUUAAAAGAGUAUGGUGAUGAUACAUUUGGAAUGUCAGAUGAACAAGCUCUUUCACUUCUUGCUCUUAAGACAAACAAAUCAAGACUACAUGAUCUGCCUGUGCAUGCUGCUGCAGUACGGAUCCAAAAUAAGUUCCGCAGCUGGAAGGGUAGAAGAGAAUUUUUGAUAAUCAGGCAGCGAAUUGUUAAAAUUCAGGCCCAUGUAAGAGGCCACCAGGUCAGGAAGAACUAUAAAAAGUUUACCUGGUCGGUGGGAAUUAUAGAGAAGAUUAUUUUGCGUUGGAGACGAAAAGGAAGUGGUUUGCGUGGAUUUAAAUCUGAAGCACUUACCGAGGGCCACAGAAUGCAAGAUAAAUCUUCAGAGGAUGACUAUGAUUUCCUGAAAGAAGGUAGAAAGCAAACUGAGCAGAGGCUGCAAAAAGCGCUUGCUAGGGUGAAGUCCAUGGCUCAGUAUCCAGAUGCAAGAGAUCAAUAUCGUAGGCUGCUGAACGUUGUGACUGAUAUUCAGGGAUCCAAGGUUGUGGGUGAUGGAGUUCCAAGCAGUUCAGAAGAAACGGCUGAUUAUAAUGAUGAAAUGAUUGAUUUUGAAGCAUUCUUGGAGGAUGACACUUACAUGCCUUCAGCCUGAACCUCUGGUUCAUUCUCUUCUCUUGUAAAAUAAUGUUAUUAGUGGCAGUAGGAGUGGUAUUAUCAAAUUGGCUUUGCUAAAAAUACUUGUAUAAAUAAAAAAAUCCUACUAAUUCAUUUAACAAAACUUAAUCUUAUAAAGCAGCUUUGCUAUCUUGCCUUA